AAUAAAAUAGGGCUGGACCCUUCUUUAGUCAUUACCUUACUGGAACUUUUUAGCCUAAUUUAAAUUCAGAAUGAUGCUGGAAAGAUUUAUAAAGGAUUUGGUGUGGUUAUUCAUAACAAUUAAACUUUACUUAUUAGUAAACACUUGAGCAACCCAGGUCCCUGACACCUCCACCCCUUUCCCCCAGCACACACAAGGUGCAAGGCCCAGAGAUAAGGCAGGCCAGGCCUUGCAGAGGAGGGUGUGUACCAGCAGAGAAACAGGAAGCUGUGCGUAGCCUGGCUCGCCUGGAGGUUUCCAACUCUGGUCAGGUGUGCUGAAGUCCCGGCAAGAGACCUGCUCGCUCGCUCUGAGCCCUGGCAGCCAUGCUGCUCAGCAUAAAUACUUCAGACUGUCAGUAACUAAUGUGUAGAGGGAAGUAUGACAGCAUUACAGCUUAAAGAGCUGUCCCACUCAGGUCUCUACCGGAGAAGACGAGAUCGCCCCGAUAGUGUGAGACUAAAUGGGUUACCGGAGGAAGAGCUAAGCAACAUGGCCAAUGCCUUGGCCAAUGCCACAUGUGAGCGCUGCAAGGGGGGCUUUGCGCCUGCCGAGAAGAUAGUGAACAGUAACGGGGAGCUGUACCAUGAGCAGUGCUUCGUGUGUGCCCAGUGUUUCCAGCAGUUCCCAGAGGGGCUCUUCUAUGAGUUUGAAGGAAGGAAGUACUGUGAACAUGACUUUCAGAUGCUCUUUGCUCCUUGCUGUCAUCAGUGUGGUGAAUUCAUCAUUGGCAGAGUUAUCAAAGCCAUGAAUAACAGCUGGCAUCCCGAGUGCUUCCUCUGUGACCUGUGUGAGAAGGUUCUGGCAGACAUCGGGUUUGUCAAGAAUGCUGGGAGACAUCUGUGCCGCCCCUGUCAUAAUCGUGAGAAAGCCAGAGGCCUUGGGAAAUACAUCUGCCAGAAAUGCCACGGCAUCAUCGAUGAGCAACCGCUGAUAUUCAAGAAUGACCCUUACCACCCAGACCAUUUCAACUGUGCCAACUGCGGGAAGGAGCUGACUGCUGAUGCCCGGGAGCUGAAAGGAGAGCUGUACUGCCUGCCAUGCCAUGAUAAAAUGGGGGUGCCAAUCUGUGGCGCUUGUCGACGGCCCAUUGAAGGGCGCGUGGUGAAUGCCAUGGGCAAGCAGUGGCACGUGGAGCAUUUUGUUUGUGCCAAGUGUGAAAAGCCAUUUCUUGGACAUCGACAUUAUGAAAGGAAAGGCCUGGCAUAUUGUGAAACUCAUUAUAACCAGCUCUUUGGUGAUGUUUGUUUUCAUUGCAACCGUGUUAUAGAAGGUGAUGUGGUCUCUGCUCUGAAUAAGGCCUGGUGUGUGAACUGCUUUGCCUGUUCUACCUGCAACACUAAAUUAACACUCAAGGAUAAGUUUGUUGAAAUUGAUCUCAAACCAGUCUGCAAACACUGUUAUGAAAAAAUGCCAGAAGAAUUUAAGAGGCGACUUGCCAAACGGGAGAGAGAAGCAAAGGAUAAGGACAAGCAGAAAAAGAAAAAGCCAGUCUGUUUGUAAACUUUUCUGUCCCUUCUGUCAUCAUUUUCACUGCUUUCUUCUUUGGUUAGUCCUUUAGAAUAUGUUUUGUUCUGAUUUUGUCUCUCGCUUUUUUGUUUCCUUUUGGCAUGUGUUUGUGACUGCCAGAGAUUGAAAUACAAGUAGUUGACCUCUGGAGAGCUGGGCCUUUUGAGUAAUUACUAAGAUUAUAAAGCUUGCAUUAAUAAAUCCCCACGUCCUACCUGCUUUACUUCACUUAUUUUCCUUAAUCUGUAGACUCCCUCAUUUCUUUGUUUAAAUCACAAUCUAGUAUAGAUUUAUUUUUUUUUUAAGUAGAUUCAAAGGGAAGAAUUCCAGUCUCUAGUAGAUAUUGGGCAAGUUUUAAAGUAUUUUUCUCUGAUAAUAGCAGCUUUUGAAAUCCUUGUUUUUGGUUUCUUUGCCUAAAAUGAUUUAAUUGAUAAAUCCCAAGUGUCAUGUUCUAAGCUCUGCGUUACGUUAAAUCCUUUCAGGAUGUUUCAUGUCUAAGCAGAGACUAUCUACUACACAUAAUAAGAGCUCUUUUGGCGGGUGUGUCUGCUUUCAUAGGGCAUCCAUAUGCUACUUUUUAUAAAUUCAUGUUCUUGAUGUUUUUAAAGCUUACUUUAUUCCUGAUUUUUAUGGGAAAUAUUUCAGUCUUUGAAAUUCUGUUGAAUUACUAGUACGGUUGUCCCUUUUCUUCUUCAUGGUUAUCACUGUGUUCUGCACUCUAACAAAAGUUUUUUGUUGUUCCAGUUUUCAUGUUUCCUUCUAUAAAGAGGAAUUAAAAUUCAAAUAUAAAAUUAGAACAAUUGAAGGUUUGUUUAGCAGUAUCUCUGAAAGCAAUGAUAAUUUAUAAAGCAAUGAUAAUUUAUUUCCCUCAUUUAAAAAAAUGACAGUUUUAAUAGCUUUUGUUCUAAAAAGUCUUUGGGAUAUUUGUUCUAAGAAGUCUGUGGGACAAUAUUGUAACUCAGUAGUACUAUUUAAAUCAAACUGUCAAUGGAAAAAUAACACCAUUUGAAUUUCUGUCAGCAUCAAGAUCUCUGUGAAAUAUAGCUAGGGAAUAAUUUCCAUGUGAUGUUUUAAAAUAAAAGAUUUUUCAUUUUAAAUAUAUGAUUAGGAAUUAACUUUGUUAUUAACUGUAUUCUUUAAAAUCAUAGCCCCUGAUUUCAUCAUUUGCCAUUGAUAACAAUGUACCUACCACUAGAUUUGUUCCAGAAAUGUUGCCUAAAUACAAGUUAUGAAAAUGCAUGAGUUAUUAGGUUGUGCAGAUACUCAGUUCACAGUUUAGGACCCUCGAUUCCAACAGUAAUGAGCGAUUGUAAUUAACAAGUAGAGAUGCAUGACAGAUACUUAGGAGGCUGACUAGAAACCUGUGCUCUCCGGAACUGUUCCACAAAUAAACUGAUAAUGUGUAUUGCUCAAGCUUUCAAAACAGAGUUCUCCAUACAGCUAACCAUUCACAAAAUGGAACCACAGGGAAUGUUUCAUGUCUAUUUCUUAAGAGUGAUUAUAAACAUUCUUAUAUCUCCCCUACCAACUUUUCUGUUGGUAAAGGUACCAAAAAACCUUUAUUAUUUCAGAUUUUUUUGAAGAUGAUUUUUGUUGUUUUUGGAGGUAGGAGAUAAGUCAUUUUAUGCAAGGAAAGACAAAACCUAGUAGUUGCCUAAUUUAAAAUAUUAAGUAUGAUGAUAUUACCUUCAACAAAGAGACAGUCAUACAACUUUGGCUUUUAAUAACUGUUCUUUAAAGUGUUCUUGUGAUACUUUAACUGUGUUUUAUUUUACUUACCUAAAUGAUAUUGACUUGAGAUUUCCUGUAUACGUAGCACGGACUAAAAUGUAAUAUAUGUUCUGUAUCACAUAGAGAUACAUAUAAGAUCAAUUUGUAAGGACAGUUUUUUCCCAGUGGUAUUGUAAUUUUUUUUUACAUCUCCACAAUGACAAGAAUUAAGAUUAGAAUUAUAGUUUACUAUGAAAUAUUAAUGUCACCAUAUUGUAUCUUCAUUUACAUCAAUAAAAUUACCUCACAUUAUUUA
Suricata suricatta (meerkat) is the source of this 3574-nucleotide messenger RNA. It is a transcript of the gene LIMS1, whose product is annotated as LIM zinc finger domain containing 1. The record is from RefSeq and is a predicted model, not a curated record. The transcript has 10 exons. Lineage: Eukaryota; Metazoa; Chordata; Mammalia; Carnivora; Herpestidae. The coding region runs from base 421 to 1542 and encodes 373 amino acids. Gene Ontology annotation, biological process: positive regulation of integrin-mediated signaling pathway; positive regulation of substrate adhesion-dependent cell spreading; cell-cell adhesion. Gene Ontology annotation, cellular component: focal adhesion; cytoplasm; cell-cell junction.